GGUUUAGUGAACCCCGCCGGAGAGACAACCCAACCCCCCUGCUCGACCCGCUGAACUGCCGAAGCAUCGCCUACUCUUCCUACUCAGCUCCGCUGGUCCGGUCGUCGCGUAGCGCCCUCACCCCCAGCCACCCCCACCACGAAGGCCGCGCGCUCCCCGCCUUCCGACGUCGCUCUCUCCGCCCAGCUCAAGCGCCCAGCGGUGAGGGAAGGGAAGGAAAAACAGACCUUUUUUUUUCUUCUCGGCGGCCUCGUGACUAUGGAUCCGCCGAGCUCCGGUCUCCCGCCGGUGCCGAGGUUUCCUGGCUCGAUCCGUGACCGGCCCACGUGGAGACGGUGCUGGUGCUAGUACCGGUGCCUCCACCGUGUUUCUUGGCGACCUUACUACCUCCUCUCCUCCUCUGGAAGAUUGCUGCUGCAGCCUGCAGGAAAGAUGGCCGAACGCCGAAGGUGGGCAGCGAGCGUCGGCGCGUGCAGUGUGGAAUCGACGCCGAGCGCCUCCAGUCGGUGCAGGAAUGCGCAAAUGCACGUCUGAAUGAAGCCUGGUUGGUGGUAGAGCCGAUGGUGGUGGGAACGGCGCCGUGCGGGGUCUCCGUCUCCUCCGUGUGGAUCCUCCUGCUCCUUUCCUCCCUGCUCCUCUCGCCGUCGGCGGCGUCCGUCGAUUUCGGCCACUGCGGCUGCGACGACGCCGACGACGGCGCCCUCUCGAGCACCUACAACAUCCUGCAAUGCCAGAAGGUCAGCGACUUCCUCAUCGCCGCGGCCUACUUCUCCAUCCCGCUCGAGCUGCUCUACUUCGCCACCUGCUCCGACCUUUUCCCCCUCAAAUGGAUCGUGCUGCAGUUCGGCGCCUUCAUCGUGCUCUGCGGCCUCACGCACCUCAUCACCGUGUUCACCUACGACCCGCACUCCUUCCACCUCGUGCUCGCCCUCACCGUCGCCAAGUUCAUGACGGCACUAGUCUCCUUCGCCACAGCCAUCACGCUGCUGACACUGAUACCGCAGCUCCUGAGGGUGAAGGUCAGGGAAAACUUCCUGGUGAACAAGGCACGUGAGCUGGACCGGGAGGUGGGGAUGAUGAAAAUGAAAGAAGAGGCGAGCUGGCAUGUGCGUAUGCUCACACAGGAGAUCCGCAAGUCGCUCGACAGGCACACCAUCUUGUACACCACCAUGGUUGAGCUCUCGAAAGCGCUGGAACUGCAGAAUUGUGCUGUCUGGAUGCCCGAUGAAACCAGGAGCGAGAUGAUCUUAACUCAUCAGCCAAGGGAAAGGGAUAUAAUGGACCAGCAGAACUGCUCGAUUCCUAUUGAUGAUCCAGAUGUUCAAGAAAUAAAGGCUACCAAGGACGCAAAAGUUCUUGGGCCAGAUUCGGCACUAGGGGUUGCUACCCGCAAGCUUGACGUGGGGCCUGUGGCUGCAAUAAGGAUGCCGAUGUUAAGGGUGUCAAAUUUCAAAGGAGGGACUCCAGAAGUGAUGCAGACGAGCUAUGCUAUCUUGGUUCUGGUUUUGCCUAAUGAUGGUUCAUUGGGGUGGGGUAGAAGAGAGUUGGAGAUUGUUGAAGUAGUUGCUGACCAAGUUGCGGUCGCUUUGUCACAUGCUGCACUCCUAGAGGAGUCUCAGCUGAUGCGAGAGAAACUUGCUGAGCAGUAUAGGGACUUGCUGCAGGCAAAGCAUGAAGCCAUGAGGGCAGGGGAAGCUCGGAAUUCCUUCCAGACUGCAAUGUACGACGGAAUGCGAAGGCCAAUGCACUCAAUCCUUGGUCUUGUCUCAAUGAUGCAACAGGAGAGCAUGAAUCCAGAGCAAAGGGUUGUGAUGGAUGCCAUUGCCAAGACAAGCAGUGUUGCGUCCACACUGAUGAAUGAUGUGAUGCAAACAUCGACAAUGAACUGUGAGCACUUGUCUUUGGUGAGGAGGCCGUUCAAUCUUCAUUCUUUUAUUAAAGAAGCUGUUGGAGUGGUCAGAUGUCUAACUGGUUGCAAGGGUGUAGAGUUUGAGUUUCAAGUGGAUAAUUCUUUGCCAGAAAGGAUCAUUGGUGAUGAGAAGAGAGUCUUCCACAUUGUCCUGCACAUGGUAGGCACCCUAAUAAACCGAUGUAAUGUCGGCUGUAUCUCGUUAUAUGUCAAUGGUCAUAAUGAGGUUGAAGAGAGGCAUAAUCAUGACUGGAUGCUGCGGAGAACAAACUUCUCUGGGGGCUAUGUUUGUGUGAAAUUUGAGAUUAGGAUUAGAAAAUCCAAGGACUAUCUUUUGAGUUCAAACGGUCAGAUAAGUCAUGGGUCCAAACCAAACAAUUCUGAGAUGGGGCUUAGCUUCAAUAUGUGCAAGAAGAUUGUGCAGAUGAUGAACGGCAACAUUUGGUCAGUAUCAGAUUCUAAAAGCGUUGGAGAAACCAUCAUGCUGGUCCUCCAGUUCCAGCUGCAGCCUCUGACUGCGGUCUCCUCCGCGGCGUCUUCAGACUUGAGCCGAUCGUCCGCAAUCCCCAACUUCAACGGGCUCAGAGUCCUCCUGGCGGACAGCGACGACACCAACAGAGCAGUAACACACAGGCUCCUGGAGAAGCUCGGCUGCCGGGUCCUUUCGGUCGCCUCCGGUGUCCAAUGCACGAGCUCCUUCGCCGCCGAGCCGUCCUUCCAGCUGGUGGUCCUGGACCUCGCCUUGCAGAGGACGGACGGGCUCGAAGUGGCCCGCGCGAUCAGGAAGUUCAGUAGCAAUAGCUGGCUGCCGCUGAUCGUCGCCCUAGCUGCGAGGAUCGAUGACAAGGUCCGAGACGGAUGCCAGAGGUCGGGGAUAAGCGGCCUGAUCCAGAAACCGGCCACGUUAGCUGCGCUGGGAGAUGAGCUGUAUAGGGUCCUUCAGAACAGUUGAAAGUGCCGCCUGAUGGUUCUCAUUGCUUUCAGAAUUCUCAAUAGACCGCUGUAGCUUGGUUAGAUCCAUACAUUCACAAAACAUUUGGGGGCAGGCGAAGGGAAAUGUAUAGGAAAAGCUGGAAGACCGCUGCUUCUCGCUUGGUUCCUCAGUAGUGAAGGACGACGGUGACAGGAAGGUACAGAAUUUUGGAGAGAUCAUACUGGUAGAGCUUAGACUCAUUCAUUUGUAAAACCCUCGGAUAAUCCAAGGUUUAGAUUCUUGCACUAGCACUAACCACGGUAUAAAUAGUUUGGACGAAAUCCAUGGAUGGGUUCAGUGAAUGCUGGCAUAGUAGAUGCCUAAAGGGGGCAAGGAACUUUUGUUAUCGGUUAGACAUGCUGAAAAGCAGGCCGGAUGAGAUUGCGGACAGGAAGGCAGCUGAUACGGCCGAUGCUGACCUUGUAUCUUGUUGAAGAUUAAAUACUAUGGUAGUAGUACUUGCAGUCUUGAUCUGGUGGGUA
Zea mays is the source of this 3364-nucleotide messenger RNA. RefSeq lists its product as uncharacterized. Gene Ontology annotation, cellular component: endoplasmic reticulum membrane; endoplasmic reticulum. The transcript has 3 exons. Gene Ontology annotation, molecular function: ethylene binding; ethylene receptor activity; phosphorelay sensor kinase activity. The record is from RefSeq and is a predicted model, not a curated record. Gene Ontology annotation, biological process: response to ethylene; phosphorelay signal transduction system. Bases 561 to 2861 code for a protein of 766 amino acids. NCBI's taxonomy places the organism in Eukaryota, Viridiplantae, Streptophyta, Magnoliopsida, Poales, Poaceae.